Molecule: messenger RNA, 1348 nt
Organism: Mucor mucedo
Lineage: Eukaryota; Fungi; Mucoromycota; Mucoromycetes; Mucorales; Mucoraceae
Exons: 1
Coding region: 164-958 (264 amino acids)
Source: RefSeq, a predicted model, not a curated record
AAAAAAGUAUUUGAAUCAACUGAAGAGCCAAGACAAUAUAAAGGAUGUUAACGAAAAGGUCUUUGAUUUCUAUGAGGAGAUACUUAUUUUAGCUUCCGAAGACGCUGUACGCCAAUCUCAAGAGAAUGGGGAGCCUUAGACACUGGUAGAAUCAAAGGAGUUUAUGCUGGAUACAAGAAACGCCUCAAAAAUUUCUGAACGUGAUUAUAUUUACCAAAUUUGGUUACCUUUGCUCAGCAAAUUAUAUAAUAUCAACAAAAACAUCGUACGAAUCAAAACAGGUGAAACCGUAUCAGAAAACACCACUGAGUCGAAGGCCAAUUUAUAUUACAAUCAUACAAAUAUCAUUGGUUUCAAGACUGAUUUGCGUAUACUAGUUGAUUUUGAUGACGAGGAGUUUGAUUUAGUGUGUGGUGAAGGUUGUUUGCGCGAUGCAAGUGAUAAAAAAAUAAGCAGUGAUAUUAGUAAGCUGGCCAGAGAAGGAAAGGAAGCAGAAGUAGCAAUUCAACAAAUAUACAAUAGUAUGGACAAAUAUUCUAUCAAAAGCAGAGCAUGGCUGUGUCAAUUUAUCGGUCCACGAUGUAUUUUUUCCACUAUUCAUGCAACAAAGCACCAAUACCAUGUUAUGAUUCCUGAAUUCAGUUUGACCUUCCCCACCAGCUUUCUCGGAUCAGAUGGCAUCAGCUCGAUCAGAUGUUUAUUUACUUUUCGUGACAGUGUUGAAAAAGCCGCUCUUGCUAUAAAAGAAAUUCUCGGUGAAAACAAACAAAAGAUUACUACAGCAAAAAACUCCAGUAGGUGCUUAUCUUUCAUUCCUGAAAAAUUAAAUAUCAUCCCAGAGCCAACAUGGUUCACUCCUCCCCACGCUGAUAGAAGUUUAUCAAGAAUCCCUAGUCAUAUGGUGUUUGAAAGUGGUGUUGCAGCCAAUAAUAAUGUGGCUUGUUGUUACACAGGAUAGGAUCUUUCCUAUAAAUACGCUUCCUUUUUUUUAUUUCUUAAUAAAUAUUCUUUAGUUUUGUCUUUACCUAAAUUUGGGAUUUAUCUUGUAAUUGAUACUAGUAGUAUUUCCUCCGCUUUUUGUUGCUGUUUGUUGUCUAUUGUAAAUUAUACAAUCACAUCAUCUUCUUACAUAAACCCGUCGUAAACUCUUUUAUCUUUGACAUCUAAGAACUAUAUUCUCUUCUCAUCUCUCACUGUAUUAUUAUCGAUUUGCAUUUUAUUGUCUUAUCCAUAUAUUUUAUCGUCUAAGAUCACUACAGAAAUACUCUUAAUAAAUAAUAAAACUAAGUUGACAACUAAAAGUCUGGUGCUCACUAUCACAAUUGUUAUAUAAUAAUAAUUGUCCCUU